ACGGAGCAAAUCAUCAAUCAAUAUCUUAUAUAGCCAAUUACUUUGAUGUCCAAGGAUGACAACUUUGUCACUUUGAUUAUCCAAUCAAGGAGUGAAAUAUCGCUAACAACGCCUGGUGAUUGGCUGGCGGCAAAUGUUCUCUAAUCUAGCCAAUUCAUUUACGACAGAAGAGCGCUCAGGCUUUGUCUGAAGUCGGCUCUUUUCUUCUAAAUCUACACCUUUCAUUGUGUAGUAUUUAAUAUUUCACAAGGCCUACCGCACACACACAUAGUCCAGAUAUGCCGACGCGAACAAUCGCUCUCAAAGCAACUGAAAGCUCGGCUGAAACAUCUCGUUCCCCGUCUCACCGAGUACCCCUCGAGGCCUUACAAAUGUUGACCCAGAGUGUUUCUAAAUGCAAUCAGGAGUAUAUCCAACCACUUCCCUUUAAGGUAGUAACACUAUGGUUGUAAUAUUUUAUAAUAUCUAAACGAGGUCCGGUUGUUAUCAAGUCGUACGCCACGCCAACAUCUUACUAAAACUACCCUUGAUUUUCACUUUACUGUCGAUUCAAACCGCGUCAUUAUUAUUACUUUUUAUUUAACAGGAAGAGGAACAGAAAAAGUCUCCUUUAGCUCUUCUAGCUGCGACUUGUAGUAGCAUCGGUAAGAGCGAGCCUUCAAAGGAGACAGGCGAGUCCACUGAGCCAGAUAAGACAUCUUUAGGCCGUAAGAUAAGCGACGACGAAACAAGAUCUUCUUUUAAACCUUACAAACACACCGCCGGAGAGAUUCAGAAAAUAGACGACAUGAACACCGAAAAAGCGGGAUUUCGAGCUCCUAGUAAAGAGAAUAACACAUCCGUUUCGCCCAUCACGAGCAUCAAGGAAGAUCGAGCGAAGAAUUCUGUGAUGCCGGCAUACUCGUCGAAUAAGGAGACACAUUGUGGAAGCAAUCACUCGAGUCCACAGAGCAGGUUAUGUGGAAUGUUUGUAGACCCAAGCCAACAGACUUUUGGUGUUCACGCACUUCAUAAGGAGUGCGGUCUGACUGGCUACGUUCAUCCCGCCUCCCUUCUACCUUUCAAGGGAACUAUACAACCAUAUCCCGUAUCGACUGGCCAGGAUCCCUCGUCUCCUACUUUGAAAACACACGCUCUUCCCACCUCCAUGCCGCUCAGCUUUCCUACAAGUUUCCCGCAGUGUGGCUGCGGAUUUUGCUCUCCACAUCCAGGCGACACAGCUCCGGUUUUGAAUAAUAUGAGCACAGGCAGGCAUUUACUUCACAAUCCAGUAAGCACACCCUAUAUGGAUUAUCUACAGAGGGCUGCUGUAUGCCGCGAUGUUAAUUGCACAAACUGCAAGCCACAGUAUUCACCUUAUGCGUUUCCAAACCCAGUUUCUCAAUGUGGACCACACUGCACUCAAUGCGACAGUGUCAAACCAGAUCAAACACCGCCAUCGCCUUUCCCGUGCUUUACCUAUCCCCAUAACAUGGCCUUGUACAAGCCUGGCGCCACCUCAGCAGCGGACGAGACCUCCCCUUAUGUGUGUAACUGGGUAGCGGGCACUAAACACUGCGGAAAAUCGUUUGCGACUUCUGAAGAUUUAUUCCAACAUUUACGGACUCAUACGCAAGCGGGAACCCAAGCUAGUCCGGCUGCAUACGCCGCGCAGUCGACUUGUAAUGUACAUGGUUGUCCUUGCAAGUUAAGAACAAGCCCGUUGCAAUCAAGCCUGCACUCCGCGAGAUACCGACCGUAUUAUUAUAAGCCACCGGGUUUUCCUGCCGGACCAACAGGUUGUUAUUCACCAUAUCCACUUCACGGAUAUGACGCGCACCGACUUUUUAAAUAAUCUUUGAACACUGGAGCGCACGGUUAACUUGCGUAAGAUUGGACAUUGGCCGAGUACAGGCUGCUAAUUUCAUGACUGCCUUAAAUGUGUCAAG
This is a messenger RNA of Porites evermanni, 1928 nucleotides long. Lineage: Eukaryota; Metazoa; Cnidaria; Anthozoa; Scleractinia; Poritidae. The record is from the annotation of a GenBank genome assembly.